CUGAGCGCCACGGCUUGAAAUACACAGCGCGACUCGAUUUCAAUUUGAAUAUGUAUUUGAUUGGUUAUUGUUCCCUUUAUUCUUCUAUUUCUCAUUUCUUUUCCCAUUUGCCGAUUCACUCUUACAAUUUGCGGGGCAAAAGAUAUAUACAGCAGCAUACACAACACCGAAUAACAAAAACAAAGCGCAAAAUAUACACGAUGGUCUAGUCUAAACGUAUCGUCUUGAUGAUGCGUACCGAUUUCGCGUUCUACACUUUAUUACUCCUUUGGAUUAACGACGACGAUGCUGUAGCUAGCAAAAAAUCGACUCAUUUUUUCCGUCGUCGACGAAAAAUUCAAACGAAAUAGAAUUGAAAAAAAAAACAACAACAUCACGAUAUUUGGCAAAGCGUAUUGAUUUAAAGAAACGGAUUAUACCGGAAAAUCGUUGUUCAAAACAAAAAUACAAUCUCAUUCAAAGUUGAAGACUUUUUUUUCUCUCGCGAAAAUAGUGAGCAGUUUCGUUAUUUCCAAAUAAUACUUACAUUUAUUUAGUUGUGACAAUCGAUUUUAUUCAUAAAAUCCGUCGAUAGAAUUUUUUUUUUUUUAAAUAAAUCAUGAUGCAAAACCAAAAAACAAUUUCCAUUGUUAAUUAAAAACAUACACAUUUAAAUAGUGUAUUUUUUUUAACUCAAAAACUCAGCCGAUUUUAUUUGAUCAACGGAGUUACAUUACACAAAGAAAAUGGAUAUGAAAAAAAAAUAUAUAGAAGUCAACACAUUGUCGCAUUGAUUAAUAAAUACCACACAUUUUAAUUUCGUGCCAAUCGUUCCGAAUCGAGUUUAUUGGGAAAAUCGAACGAAUGGAUAAAAAAAGAGCCUCAAUAGGUUUCGCGUUAUAUUAAUAUAUAUUUGUCUGUGUUCAUUUCGAAUUUUCACUUACUCGUCGAUUCUGGCACAAUUUCAUUUGUUAUUGUUACCGUUUUUUUUUUGCCGUUAUUAUUGUUGUUACUCACUCGCGGUGCUAAAAAUAUAAUCGUGAAAGUGUAUAUAAAAAAGAGUAGCGGUGUAAAGGACGUUUUUUUAAAGCAACAUUGGUGUGCAUGAUCGUAAGAACCGCGGCAUGAUGAACGCAUACAAAUGUAACGAUUGAGAGGAAAAUCAAACGAACAAUUCACAAAUACGCACCGACCAAAUUCCGAAUUUUGAAAAAUAGAUGUGCAAAUAAGUGUGCGGUGCAUGUCAAUUUUUAAUUCAACGGACACUGCCAUUGAUAUACAUAAAUAUAUUUUUUUCUCUAUUUAUCUGUCUUUCUUAUCUUGUUACAAUCAAUCAUUUGUUCUUUAUUAUAUUUAUCGUGUUCGAACACUUUUAUGUUCGAUCGAAGUUGAAUCCACAUUUUAAAUCCAAAAUCCGGAGAAAAUUUAAACGUAUUUGCUAGCUAAAAAAGUGUGUGCAUUCCGGCUGAUUCACAAUGAAUUUAAUGUUUCGGAAAAACUUUCGCGAAGGUGCUAAAUCGAGCGGUGGCGGUGGUGUAAAAUUAACAUCAAAAGUAAAUCGAAGCCAAGGGAAACGAUCUCGCGAUAUGGGAUAUGGCAAUAAUAUGGAUGCUGAUGUGCAUUAUAGAACACACCUAUUUUUUUCACCAAAUAGAGGUGCCAGUUCAAGUGACUUUGAAGAGCGUUGUGGUCCAAUCGGUGCAUCUAUAUCAAUAUCGUUGCCACAAUGUGAUGUAGAUGUGCCACAGCCAAUAAUCGAUCGCAGACCAUCUAUGUCACUUUUUAAAUGGGGUGGCAGUCAAAAACGAACCGAUGCACCAACACCAACAGCUGCCAGACAAGUUAGCUUUAGUGGCAAUGGUAAUAAUAUUGUUGUUGGCACACGAAAUGAACCAAUAUCAUUAUCCACAUUGGAUAGAGAUUGUUUUAUCAUACCUGUACACAGUUUAGAUCGAUUUCUUCCAGCUGGAAUACCCCUUCCACCACCAUGUGAUUCAGUAGAUGUUAAAGCACAAGGUCCAUUAAGUGUUUUAGAGGUAGCCGAUCCAAAAGUAUGUGUACUGGCACAUUUAAUGAGUCCAUUAGAACCGAUCGAUCCGAUCAUUGAAUCGCCGCUAAGUCAUCCGUUGCUGAAACAACGUGCCAUCGCUUCAGAGCUUUUGACUGAGGUACAACAAGCAAAUACCGCUAUUGGUGGCAUGCUUCUCGUAAAUAUGGAACGAAAUUCCGAUUUUCCAUUUAUCGCCUACUAUUUGAUAAACACUCAACAAACUGAUCCGGCCAACUUUUAUUCGGGCAUUCGAGGCUCAUCGCUUUCAAAAUUCGAACCGAAAAAGUUACGAUAUACAGCGGCGCAUACAUUGGACCUAUACUCAGAAGUGGCAUCCAUAUGUCGACCACCGUUAGCAUUGACAGGAAGUGAAAUGGGUAGCUUUAAGAAAACACAAACACCAUCGACCGGAUACAUAAUCAGCGUAUUUAAGGUUUUUGAAGGUGACGAUGGUGAACGAUUCGAAAAAAAUUGGCUCUAUUGGACCGGUGCCCGAAUGCUAUAUAGAUAUUUGCCAAGAUCGGUUGGCAUGCGGCGCAUCGCAUUGCACAAAAGUAUUUCGGCCAGAGGUGAUAAAAUGUACCUUCUUGUAUGUGAAUGCUCUGAUCUGUUGACGGAAAUUUCGUCGGCAGCGGUAUUGAUACCAACGAUUCGAGCUCGUUUAUGUGGCUACACAGGACUUUAUCGACCAAUUCAAGCUUUCUAGGCUAAUCCACACACACAUAUACACAAACAUUUAUCUAAUUUAACCAAAUAGUUGAAGAAGAAAAAAAUGAGAAAGAAUGCAAAUAAAUUGCAUUUGAAUAUAUUUAAAAUCAUGACAGGAAUUUAAAAAAAAUCAACCUGGAAAACCAAUUUGAAAGUAUGCAUGCGAGCAAUUAGCGAAUAAACGGAUGGGAAACGGGCAAAGUCGAAAUGUACACGCGCGCAAAAAAACAUAACUAAAAUUCAAAUGAGAAAAAAAUGAACCUGUUUUAACCGUCGACAAUGACACCUUAUCAUACAAAUGUUGUGUAUAUAUGUAAACUAAGUAUAUUUUAAAAUGCCGUGUUUAUUUUUUUACCUGCGCGAACGUAAUUGCAAUUCAGCUCUUUUAUUAAAAUGGUUCAACAAUUUAUUGGGACACAAUUCACUCAUUUUCUUCAAUUUUUUCAGUUUUUUGUUGAAUUUGUUAAAAUUUCGUUUCAUUUUGAUGAUAUGUUAAAAUUCGUUGAAUAAAAUUGAUACAGAAAUGGAAUGUUGCUUUUUUUCGAAACGAAUCUUGAAUUAAAUAUGCCAUAUACGCAUAAAAAUUCAUAAAUCGGUGCUCAUGAACCGAACACAGAAAAAGCUACGUAGCAGAGCUAUACAUGUCCACUUAUGUGGAAUGCAAAAAAUUACACAUUUCUUAAAAUCAUAUCGAGCAAUAGAGCAAUUUGAUGAUGAUAUUUUUUUUACUUUAACUCAAUCAUAUUGUUGUAGAAUGCAUAUCAAGUUUAAUUACUUUUCAGAAAUAUUUGUUCUUAUACCAUCGAUUUGAUUCUUUUAAAGUCCACUCCACAACCAGACUUGGUGGGUGUUUUUAAAGAACCACACACAUGAAAAUAUAUAUCAAUGAAUUACAGAUUGCAUCGUUUAAAUAGGGCAAAAACUUUGACAUUUGAAUACCAAAAAAUGAACACUGUAGCAAAAAAAAAUAACGAACACUUUUUGAUCAUACUACUCUUCACUGUGAAUAUUUAUAAAGAUACACAGCAAUUAGAAGACAGUCGAAUUAAGUUUAUGGAUCACAGAAUAAAGACUUUCGCCUAUGUGCCAAUAUUGGCAAAACAAGAAAAAAAAUAUUGCCACGCAUACUAAUGCAAAGAUGCUUGAGAUUUAUUAAGCAUAAUUGUUUUUUUCUUCGCUGAAUAGAAGGGGCCUUUGAUUAAAAUAAUACGUAGAAAUUGAAUAUAUAUAUAUCAUACUAUACAAUUUACUCUUUUCUUUCCUAUUUCAACCAAUCGAUUAACAAUUUUAACGUAGAACUUAACAAAACCAUACUUUUACUACAGAAAUAAGCGAAUCGAUUUUAUUUUAAUGAGAACAAAGGAAUCAAAACAACUUUUUUCGCAAACUUAAUCAAACCAAAUACGUACUAUGCUAGUAUUAAAGUGAAACCAACAACAACAACAACUAAACAAAUUAAGUAGAUAUUCACAUUCUAUAUUGAUACAUUUUUGAAAUAAUUGCUAAAGCACCAAAUCUUCCAAAAAGUAGGUCAUAAAAUGGAAUUAAGCAGAUGCAAAAGCACUGUUUACUAAAUUAUUAUUAAAAAAAUAAUAGAUAAAUUAUAAGGAAUUUGAACCUCAACACUUGAUUAAAAGAAAAACUGUGAUUCUGGUUAACAAAAUGUAUUGAACCAAUCAAAUUAAAAAAAAAAAUUGCAUUACAAAGGAUGAACGUAAGCGAUAAAGCAUGUCAAUAUUAGGGAAUUUAAAAUGGAAUGUAAAUUGUUACAAGAAACGUUCACUUACAAUUCACACUCAAUAUUGCUUUAAAAUUGUCAAUAUAUCUACAUAAAAUUGAUUAAACAAAAAAGAAAUCGGCAGAGAUUUGGUGAGCCAUGCGUUUUUGUGACGAAUCAACCGGUUAUUAUUGCUUCUCUCAACAAAGCUUUAAAACUAUUUUCAAAUAAUUAUAGAUAAAUUAGAAUUAAGAGGCAACAAUAUUAAGGCCCGAAACGUGUUUUUCAUGAAAUUUGACGGAUGUUAAAAAUGUCAGUUUUUUUCACUCUCUCUCUCUCUUUCUCUCUCUCUCUUGCAUUUCAUUUAAAACAUUCGGUUUUUUUCCUUUCUUCAUUCGAU
This is a messenger RNA of Contarinia nasturtii (swede midge), 4854 nucleotides long. RefSeq lists its product as uncharacterized. The transcript is spliced from 8 exons. NCBI's taxonomy places the organism in Eukaryota, Metazoa, Arthropoda, Insecta, Diptera, Cecidomyiidae. The record is from RefSeq and is a predicted model, not a curated record. The coding region runs from base 1455 to 2735 and encodes 426 amino acids.